AUGGGUCGAUCAUCAUUCAAAGUUGAAAUAAAUAAAAAUUGUUUGGGGAUUACUGAUUAUGAUAAAUUCGAUAUAUUAUUGGAUGUUGAAAAGAACAAAGUAAUGGAUGGAAGUGGGAAAAUAGCUGGCACUAUUGUAAAUAAAUGUUUACGUUCUAUUGACUGCACAAAAAUUCACAACAAAAACAGAAAAUCUGACUCGUGCGUGAAGUGUUGUGAUUUGAAAAGCAAGCUAGAUACAAAUCUCCAAAAAGUUCAUAAAAUUCUAGAAAAUCCAAAUACUCUUCCUCCUUAUUCAUCCAUAAUACCAUAUCCUCAAGUCAUGUAUCAACUAUUACGUGAAACUACGAAAGCUUUGGGAAAGUGUGAGCCCAGUAACUUUGAAACAAAAAUAAUAGAAUCAUUAAGGAAGGCCAAAGCACAAUAUGAGAUUAAUUCAAGUCUUAAAUCAAAACAUAUUAAAAUGAACAAAGAUCCAACAAUUGAAAAUAAGCAAUGUGAGCAAGAAUUACUAGAAAAUGAGCAAGAAUUAAUUGAAAAUGAGCAAGAAUUCAUUGAAAAAGAUACUGAUCAAUCCAAACAAUCCAAAAAAACUGAUAGAUACACACACAUUCCACCUCAAAAACAAAAUCCAUUAUCAUCCAAAGGUUUUGGAAAAUUCGAGGAAUGUUUUUUUGUAAAAUUUCUUCAUAACCAAUUAGAAAAUUUCACUCUACCCCCAAAUGCUCACAGAUAUGAUGAAGUAAUGAAACGGUAUUGGUUUCUUGGGAGGUAUUUUAGUGGAAAGCAAUUUUUCAAUCAACUAUCCGGUAAAAAGAAUCAACAAAUUCCUUGUAAUUGGAGAACAAAUCUGCAAUACAACAUAGUGAUGCCAAGUAACAACACCAUGAAAAACUGGUUACCAAAAGGAAGCAUUGGAAUAUGUACAUAUUCUGAUUCAGUAUUCAAUAGUUUAGAACCUAAUUCGUGUAAAGAAGUAUGUGUUUCAAUGGAUGGAAUGAAGGUUCUGAAAAAAUUGGAAAGAAUGAACGGUCAAGUAAUUGGAACAUCUCAAAAAAUUAAUGUGAAAACACCACCAUCCAACCAUAAUAUCAACCUUAGUGAAGUUACUGAAGAAAUGGUACUUUUUAAUGUUAAUGCAAUAGAUAACAGUUGGCAUUGUCCUUUAGGAUGGUUUGCUAUAUCUUCUGCUGACAAAAUUAAUGACUUCAUUUACGAAAAAAUGAUAUUAUGUAAUGAAAAAUUAAAAGGUUACUCUCUAAAAAUGGUGUGUGGAUGUGCAGAUGGUGAGGCAGAUGCUAAAAAUUUGCAGAAACUUUUACGAGAGAAAAUUGAUCCAAAUUUCAUAUUUGUGACUGAUUAUGUACAUAAUUUCAAGAAUCAAAGAAAUUGUUUGUUCAAUGGGACAAUUUUGAAAAACAUUAAUAUGUCAACACUUAUUAAGUUGAUGAAUAAUUAUCCACAUCUAUAUGAAAUGCUGGAUAAAGAAGAAGUCUCACCCUCAGAUAUUAUGGCUAUUAAUCCAUGUCUUGAACUGACCUCUCCAAAAGUAGUAGAAGUGUUAAAAUCACUCAGAAAUAAUGAUGCUGCCAUUUUGGCUAAAUAUUUAGAAACUAUUCGAGAAGUGUAUGAUGUCAUUAAUGAUAAUGAUGUUGACAUUGUUGAUAAAUUAGAAUUAUGUAAAGAAUAUUUUUCAAAUAUUCCUGCCAAGCAAUAUCCUGAAAAAACUAGAAACAUUUGUCUUCAUACUAUUGAAGGAUUUCAAUAUCUUGCAAAUACCUAUUCAAAUUUUAGACCAAGUUGUAUAACAACUAAUUAUAAUGAGCUAAUGUUUUCCAUUAUUAGAAAGAGGUAUCCACGAGCCACAGCAAAGCAAUUCUGUUCAUCAAUAUUAAUUGCCUUCUAUAUUUUCCUAUUAACAUCUUGCUCAGAAGAGGUGAGAGGAUUUUCUCUUCCUGAAACGGAAUGGACUGAGCAUUAUAGAGGAAUGAAACUUAAAAUUAAGUCUCUCCCAAAUCUGAAAAAUAUUGAUCCGAAUUUUGUAGAAUUAACUAAAGAUGAAAUUAAUGCAUUAGAUAAAUGGUUGACUAAGGUAAAUCAUAAUAUUGAAGGAUAUGUACGUAAAAGUACUCUCAGAAUGGAAUCAUGUGCCCCUAAAAAAUUAUUCCUUUGCUGCCCAAUUAAUGGAUGUGAUCGUCAAAAACCUUAUAUUGUGAAAGGCCAAUUCAAGAAUCAUCUAUUAUCCAAGCACUCUGAUAAAAUAACUAGUGAACAACAAGCUAUAUCUGUAGUUAGAGAAUUAGAGUGCAAACAUUUUGAAUUACAGUUUUUAGCUGAUUCUGAAGUACGAAAGAACAGUGUUAACCUUAAUAAGCAAGAAAGAGAAAAAAUAUGUGAAGAAUCUUCUAUAUCCAAUAAGUCACAAGACACAAUGAGUACUCUUACACAACUGUCAAUAAGGGACUCCAGUACGUGUGAUGGUUCGACACGUACAACCAUUCAACAACCAACCAAUCAAAUAAUUACUCCUCAACUUAAUAAUAGUAAUGGUAUUGAAAAAUAUUUGGUUUCAAAGUAUUUGAAUGAAACUAAAAUUCACAUAGAUAUUAGCAAUGAUGAUAUUGUAGAGAGCGUAAUAUCUGUGAAAAAUAAUGAAAAUUAUCAUGUUGUUGUCUUAGAUUUAGAAACUACUGGGCUAAUGCCAAAUGACCAUGAAAUAGUGCAAGUGGGAAUGAUUUCAUUAAUUUCCAAAUGUGCAUUUUCAAUAUAUAUUAAACCAAAAUACCAUGAUUGGAGUAGUCAUGCUAAAAAAUUACAUGUUGACAAAAUGAAUGAAAUCAAUAAUGGAAAACAAUUAGACCAAAUUAUCAUUCCAAUCCACAAUUAUUUAACAAAGAACAAUAGUUGUACUGCUGUUGUAUUGGUACAUUCAACAUCAUUGGACAGAAAUUUCCUCAUGAAAGCAUUGACAAAACAUGGCUUACCUAUUGAUAGGUACAUGAUAGUGAAUACUAUAAGCGAAGAAUUCUUCCCUAAGCAGAAACUUGAAACACUGUUCAACCAAGUGAACAAGCCAAUGAAUACAACAACAAAAGAUAUAAUAGGUGUUGCACAUGAUGCAGCCUUUGAUACGGCCAUGUUGUUUGAUAUAAUCAAACACAAAUUUGGAGAUAAUAUUGAUGGUGUUUUAGAAGCAUGUAUGUGCUUUCAUGGUCGUCUGUGUGGUGAUAAAAAGAGGAAGAAACCUAAUCAUGAUAUUAACACAAAGAGAAAGAAGAAGAAGACAGAACCCAAUACAAGUUCCGAUCAUUUUUUUAAACAAUCACAAAUAAUAGAAUUUAUUCCCUGGACACCAGAUACCAACAAAAAUACAACCCGACAAAGGAAAACGAGAAGAAACAAAAAGUGA
Messenger RNA from Naegleria gruberi, 3408 nucleotides. RefSeq lists its product as uncharacterized. Gene Ontology annotation, molecular function: nucleic acid binding. Lineage: Eukaryota; Heterolobosea; Eutetramitea; Acrasida; Naegleriidae. The transcript has a single exon. The record is from RefSeq and is a predicted model, not a curated record. Bases 1 to 3408 code for a protein of 1135 amino acids.